AUGAAUUUCAUUCGGCUUCACAUUUCAUUCGUUUCUGCGAAACUACUAAGACCUUACCGAGACAGCAAUUUGAGUGGCAGAUUUCAAACACCAAGCCAAGUUCCUCCGCAUCCGAGUCAAGCAGGCGCCAUAAAUUUUCAGCAUCGGAGUCCAAGUAUACGAUUCAGCACGAUCUACGUCUCCGAGCCGAGGAGAAACAUACAUCAUUUUAAAGGCUACGUCUACAUUUCCUCUUUCACCAAGGCUUCUACCAUUGAAGAAAAGCCUAUGGAAAUUUCGAACAUGAUGCAGGACAGCGAUCAGGGCAUUAUGCGAAGCAGCCAAACAGGGGAAGGGCACGACCAGAUCCGACAUGGCGACGUGGAGAAAGAUCUGAACACAUCGGAAAAGGCUUCGGAUUCACCAUGGCCAGUGCACGGAUGCAAACCAGCCAUUGCCAGCACGUUUGGCAGAGUCGACCUCGUCCCUUGGCUGAGUGUUUCUUACGCUCUCGCUUCCGCUGCCUGCACCCUCCCGUGGUCUAAAGCAUAUGGCACCUAUUCAUUCAAGAAGCUCUUUAUCGGGGCGACUGUUAUGUUCAUGGGCGCCUCGGCCCUUUGCGGCGGCGCUCCAACCAUCAAUGCGUUCAUUGUUGGCAGAGCGAUAGCGGGUGUUGGGGGUGUUGGCAUGUAUAUGGGUGUCUUGAUCAUUCUAUCAAUCAACACCAGCGACAAGGAGCGGCCAAGGUACCUCUCCCUCGCCGUCUUCUGGUGGGCCAUCGGCACCGUUCUGGGUCCAGCGGUGGGCGGCGCGUUCGUGCAGAGCUCAGCCACUUGGCGGUGGGCUUUCUAUCUUCACCCGUGUGUUGGAGGCCACUGCAGCUGGCAACCGAAGCCACCAGUGGAUAGGCCACUAUCACCCUACCACUUAAACACCUACCUGGGUACCAAUGCUUACAGCUACCGUCUAAAAGGUGACCUGAUGCUCGGGUUUACCAUAACGGAACUUCAGAAGCGCUGGUAUAGGGAUCGAAAGUCUAUGCAAGAGGACUGUCAACACGAGUCAAUUAAGUGGCACGAUCGAGGUUACGCUAUGGCCCGGUACUAG
Molecule: messenger RNA, 1086 nt
Organism: Truncatella angustata
Lineage: Eukaryota; Fungi; Ascomycota; Sordariomycetes; Amphisphaeriales; Sporocadaceae
Product: major facilitator superfamily domain-containing protein
Exons: 4
Coding region: 1-1086 (361 amino acids)
Biological process (GO): transmembrane transport
Molecular function (GO): transmembrane transporter activity
Source: RefSeq, a predicted model, not a curated record